Caenorhabditis auriculariae is the source of this 17502-nucleotide messenger RNA. The record is from the annotation of a GenBank genome assembly. Lineage: Eukaryota; Metazoa; Nematoda; Chromadorea; Rhabditida; Rhabditidae.
AUGGCCAAGGAAUUCCUUUUUAACUGGAAGCCGGCGAUUCCCUCUCUCCUUCUCCAGGGCUCCGUUUUCGACCGCUAUGAUGAUGUUUGAAUUUAUCAAUCUUAUGUCAGCAAUCACUAAUCGGAAAAAAAAAUAAGAUAUUUAAAUAAAACGUAAACGUUUGAAAAAUGUCAGUUUUUGACGCGGAACCUUUCCUGAACCUGCAAAAUUUGAAGAGCAAAAUGUCGAGAACGAAAUAUUGUGUUAAAAAAAUUGGAUUUUUUUAAUUAUCGGUGAACAAAAGCAGUCGAUAUCAUAAGAAAUAAAGUAAGCGUAUUAUUUCAUUUAAAAAAAGUGCAUAUUAGAUCAAAUCAGAUUUUUGAAAGCUGUCGUAUACUUCAAUUAUCACUUUUACUAAAAAUAAUUUUAUUCAAGGAAAGUACAUGCCUCGAACUUAAUGCACACGUGCGUGUAGACGAGUAUGGAUUUUUCAUUUUCUGGGUCAUCGAGGGGAAAGAUGCGGUCGUGCUCGAUAUGGGACAGGUUUGGACGCUCAUUCAAAAAAGAAUUAUUGGAAUAUUGGAGAAAGAUAUUUGAGAGAACACGAAGAAUUCUACAGACUUUUAGGUUUUUUUUUUUUCAAAAUAGCAUCAAAUUAAGGUGUGGGAAGCAAGGCCAGCCGGUUUACCUAAAGACGGCAGAGUUCUGUUCGAGUUGGAGCAACGCGGGGCUCGUGAGACAAUCGAAGAACGAACUCUGUGGAUUACUCACGGACAAGACCUCGUCAAUAUCCAGAGUUUUUACCUCGUUGCUGAGACUGUUGAAGUGGCGAAAGUACAAAAAAAAAGCGAAAGUAAUUUUUAAAUCAUUUUUUUUUUCAGACAUGGCGUAAUGGGAUCAACGACAUAUUGAGCAAUUCUCGAAUUCGGCACGUUUGUCCCACCACCAACCUGCUCAAAUAGUAAGCAAUGGGUACAACAUUUCUGAAAUGACUAUUAAUGAAAUGUUUGGGUAAUCUUCAUUCAGAGCCAAUCGUAAAUAUACCACCCCCUCAUGAAUCGCGCAUUUCCAGACAUUAGAAUUAAUUUAAGGGUAUUCUGUCAGCGCACGAUUGUUAAGUGUUUAGGAAGACCUUACUGUGCAAAAGACUCGGACCGCCGGAAAAGAUACGAAAAAUUGUUUUCUUAUCUCUCAUUUUCCUUUUAUAGCGUUCAAUCUUUUUGAAACACUCUAAAGUUGCGUUUUUUUCUACCGCGGACUGAAUCCCCUCCCGAGAGUUACAAAUAGUAGCCCCUCCAGGAAGGUUUCAGAAAGAUUAAACUAUAUACAAGAAAAUCGUGCUCAAAAAGCGUUUUCCGUCUAUUUUCUGACGCAGCAGUAUAUACGGAAGAGCAAAAAAUCGCAAAACAGGUCACGUCAAAAGUUUUGGACACCCCUCCAAAAAGCUGAUUUUUCAAGGAUUUCUUUUUCUGAUUUUUUGAAAACUCGGAAAAAAAUUUACUUUUCAAUAUUCAUAUUGGUACAUAAAUAUUCGUUAAACUAGUUGAAACCCUCACAAAAAAUGGCGCAGAGAAAUUAUUUCGCGAAAAGUAGUUCAAGUUUUGAGGCUUUGUACCUAGAUGUUUAUUUACGAAAUUUCGCAAGAUAUUAGCUACACUAUCACUGCUCAAAACUUUGUCUGUGGGUUCUGUGAUUAUGAAGACUGAACGAGUGAUGAACGAAAUAUUAACUUUUUCUUGCAAAAUUUAAGUUUAAUGGAAAAACAAGGUAACAUGGUCGAAAAAAAGUUUCUUCUUAGACGCUCAAUGUUGGUCUCUCGAAAUCAUGUUUACGGAAGCAAAUUUCAGCUGGAAAUGGUUAACGCUGAACGUGAACGAACGAAGAAGAAUCCCCAUGAAGCUGAUCAUCAAAACUUUCUCGUCGGGGAAGCCUGAGAAAAUGGUUCAAAAGUGCCUUUGCGACUUGGGCCUCGGCGGCGACAAGGUGAUUUUCAGAAACAAAAUUGAUUAGGCAUGAUUUGGAAUGUCGUGGCAUGUUUCGAAGUGGACCUCUUAGUCUCCAUCUGAACGGAACUCGUAACGAUUUGAAAAAAUGUAGGUAAAUGGAGGUUUUUGUGGCAUUUCAUCGCUGUUUUUUGUAAUCACGCUCGUUUUCUCUAAUUUUGGAUCGUGUUAGGAAUUUUUUUCAUUUGUUGAACUACAACGAGUUUGAGAAGAAACAUUUUAUAGUCAUUUUUCGCUUGGAAUCCCAAUACCGAAAUAGGAUAAAUCAGGAAAAUCUGCUCCGUCUCUCAAUUUUAUUCAACUUUUGAAGCCCAUAUUCAUUUGAAACAUGAGGUAAAACUGAAAAGCUCCUCAAAAACUUUCAAAAGAACUUAAAAAAUAUUUUCUUUCAUUUCACUUUUGCUUUUCCGCAUCGUAUAAAAAAAACCAGAAGAUUCCAAAAAGAACCCGCUGAGGCUAACAGUAAGGAGCUCAAAAGCAUUUUCAAACAACUUCAGGAGCUUUCAUAGGAGCCAUAGGAGGACAUGUUCCGUUUCACCUUUGAAUGUGCCGAGCGUUACGAUUUAUUAUUUUUUUUUAAUCAAGAAUUUUCAUUAAUUUCUUUUCUUCUCUUCGUUGUGAGUAUCGUGCUUGUCAUAUUGUAGUACACGGUGCCACGUGCGAUAAACCGCUCGAUGGGUCGCAAAAUCCGCAACUUCUACAAGUGCAGCCGCAGCCGACGACGAAAGGUGUGUCUUCAGAUGAGAUCGACGUCGCAACUCUCUAAAUUUGUUUCGGGAACUUCCCCUCAUCGCACAACUCAAAAAAUGAUUUCCGAUCGUGCCAUGGAGUAAAAUAAUUACUUUUUGAUUAACAAUCUUUUUAGGGUUACUGUAAAAGGAGUGAUUUCAAAACGAAAAACGUUUCCAAAAGGAGAUUUACUUUUUUUCCAAAAAAACUAUCGCAUGUUAGAUUUUUGGUUUCGUGUACAAAUUAUUCUCAGCCCUAUAGUGCAGUGCUUUCACAGGGAAUUUUUCGUUCACUUUCCAAAUAUACCUCAAGCUACCGAAAUUAUUCAUUCAGGAGCGUGAAGAGUUGGAAGUUGAAAUGCUGACGUUUGACAAGUUUCUGCGAUUAUACAACAAGAUUUGCCCGAGGACCGAAGUUCAGGAACUGUUUGUGAAGCUGUCAGUUUCUCGAUUUUUCUUUUCAGUGAACCCUAUUUUAGUCUUCGAAAAAUACAUUUGCAAACCUUUGCCCUAUGUACUGUCCAUCGUCUGCUAUAGCUAUUCGUUUUUUUCUUUUAUAGAAGCGGACAAAAAGAGUAUUUGACGAGGGACCGACUCAUAAACUUUCUGAACGAAGAGCAACGUGAUCCGCGUCUCAACGAGAUCCUUUUCCCCUUUUUCGAUGUCUCCCGCACCCAACAGCUCAUCACUAAGUACGAAAGUGACAACAACUACAUUGAAAAUGGUUCGUUUUCUUUUUCUUUUCUUGGAAUAUGUCUUCUAACAAUUUAUUCGAUUCUAAUAAAGAUUGGAAAAAUAAAAUGCUUCUUUUGAAAAUCGGGAAAUUACUAAGGCUUCCAAUUUGAAGGAAAAAUGUCGGGCGACGCGUUUCUCCGAUUUCUGAUGUCCGACGAGAAUCCCCCAGUGUUUUUGGAUAGAAUCGAACUUUAUCAGGAUAUGGAUCAACCCUUGUGUCAUUACUACAUUAACAGGUUUUAGUCCAUUCGCGUCAUCCAUUCACAACAGGAAGAUCAUUUUACUAUGCGGUUGGGAGUUCCCUGAAAACUGGCUAGAUAUUUUUUGGAUGUUCCAUUAGAAGAUCAGAAAAGUUUCAACUACAAAACAUUGAGAGAAGACGUCUAAAAGUUGAAGAGAACUCUCAAAGUCCGUUAUCACCGACAAUUUUUGAGCUUUGAGCCCUUUUUUCUCGAAAAUAAGGAAGUUUCGCAGGUCGAACCUUUUGAAAUCUUCUUCUGGCACGUUAAGAAGUGUUCUGGCCGUUUUCCAAGAAAAUCCAAGCCUCAAAGUAAAAUGACCUUCCUAGUGAGUAGUUGAAUCAGGAUGAAAGAAAGUCUUGACCGAAAGUUUUCAUCAUUUUUCAGCUCUCACAAUACGUAUCUGACAGGACGACAGUACGGCGGAAAAUCAUCCUCGGAAAUAUAUCGUCAAGUGAGAGCGAAAUUUCGCCUUUCAAAGCUCUUUUUGAGGUUUUAUUGAGUGGCUGCCGGUGCAUUGAACUCGACUGUUGGGAUGGAACUGGUGAGAACAAAGGCGAGCCGAUUAUCACCCACGGCAAGGCCAUGUGCACCGACGUCUUUUUUAAAGUCAGCACUUCCCAGUAAUUGAAAAAAUUUUUUGCAACACGAUAUAGUUAGAUAAAACGGAAAAAUAAUUUGAAAAUCCACAAAGUAUCAUGAGAGGGAUCUAAAGAAGGUUCUUUUAAAUGCUCCAAAAUUUAUGUGAAAAGGCUUUCGAGCUCUUUUUUCAUAGUCUCAGCGAAAUCUUUUUGAAUCCUUUUGAUCUUUUGAGUUACAUUACAGCAUUUUUGUUGAAGGAUGUGAAAAAGAUGAAAAAAAAAAAUCAAAUACAAAAGAUUUGCUGAGGACCCUUGAAAGGUCUUUUCUUGAGAAAAGCUUUGGAGAAGCUUUUCGGUUUUGCCUGAGUAUCAACCAUGAUAACGUAGAACAAACAAACAAAAACACCCCUAAAAAUUGUUUUCCGUCCGCUAGGAAAGAAAUGCGUUAUUCCGAUUGUGAGGUUUUGUGAAAAUGAAAUGAGUAAACACAAUACUAUGAGAAAAUGAAGAUGUGAAUUAAAUUAACGCGCGGCUUUUAUGAGUUUCAAGUAUUUUUGACCGCUCAGGACUAGGAGAGCAUGUUUUCAGUUAUAUCGCAAGAGGUUCAAAAAAGUUCGAUGUGUUAGAUAAAUUUGCAGCGGCUUUCAAAGCAAUUUGGAUGGUGGUAUGAAAAAAAAACCAGCGAAAAUUUAAACGGCGACUUUUCCGAUUUUUUCAUAUCGCUAGGGAACUUUCUGACGGCCACAUUUCCGUCGAACUUUUUUUCCCAAUUUUUUAUCGAUGAACUCUUCGUUUUAAAUCUUCCUAUAUAAAGUAGGUAGUUGGUUCAUGAUUAAAACACAAAGAAAUAGGAAAAAAAAAUGUUUAUAGAUGUUUUAUAAACCGAAAAAUAUAUGGGAAAAAAGUCGGAAAGUUCCCUAGCGAUAUGAAAAAAUCGCAAAAGUCGCCGUUUGAAUUUUCGCUGGUGUUUUUUUCAUACCACCAUUUGGAUAGUAGGGGGUCGCGAAAGGGUUAGUCUUAGCGCACGUUCCCGAUGGUUGUGAGCCUUUUUAGGGAUCAAAUCAUUCCCCGGAACUUAAAAGUGGUUUAACAACUAAUUAUUCAUAGUUCUUAGCUGAAGAUCAAAUUAUUUGGGUAAAUUACAAUGUAUCUCGUUUUCAGGACGUUCUCUACCAAAUCAGAGAUACGGCUUUUGCGCGCUCCGAUCUGCCAGUUAUACUCUCGUUCGAAAACCAUUGCAGCAAAGCGAAUCAGUACAAAAUGGCCAAGUACUGUAUGGAAAUCUUUGGCGACAUGCUCUUGUCCAAAAGCUACGAAGAGCACCCGGUAAGGAAGGAGGCAACUCGCUUCUGAAAACAUGAAAACCUCGACUUUAACCGAUUUUUAUUUGAAGCUGUGUCUGAGAUAACGUUUGAAAAUUCGGAGAAGAAAAAGGCUGUUCGAGGAAUACUUCCGAGAAUGAAAGAACUAACGUUCCAAGGGUGAAAAAACGCAAAAAAAAAAAUUGUUUCUGUGGUUUUUUUCUGAAUGUAAAAUUUUGAAAGUAUUGAGAAAUAUGAAAACACGAAAGGAAAACCCAGAGAUAGUUUUCACUGUGAAAAAUGAUUCUGUCUUUUUGCAAAUUAUCAUUUUUUUUUUUAACUUUAAGUUUUGUCUUUACACUUUUUUCUUUGGAAAAAGGAUGACAAAGACAAGUUCAGCUUGACGCCGGAUGCGUGCUGCCGUCCCCGAACCGUCUUCGGCGGAAAAUAUUGAUCAAGAAUAAACGAUUAAAAGCGGACAUCGAGAAACAUCAGCUUGAACAGUUUCUCCGAGAGGGAAAGCUCGACGAGGAAGACGAGGUGAUCGAAACGCCCGAAGUUGUCGGCGAGGAGGCCAUUUCUCUUCGUAAGUUUUUUUUUAGGUACUUCAAUCAAUCAAUUUUUUUUGACUCUUUGAAAAUUUCUAUCAAUUUUUUAUCCUUUCUGAACAUGUCUAUCCGCUUUUUUUUUGGAAAUUUUAAAUUUAUACAGAUCUUCUAACAAUUGCUGGAAAAUCAUCAGAAAGAUCUUAUGUAAUAGUUUAAUAAAAAAGAUUUUGAGCAAAUGAAAUCUAGAAAAGUGUUUGGGUGGAUUUGCAGCAGGCGAUCAACGCGCUCACCCAGAAGCUGAACCUUCGAGUCUGAUGACGUCAACAUCGUCUGGAGUGCCGUCGGCGACGCCACUGUCUUCCACAAACUCGAUAUCGCUCGCCUCAGUCAACACGGCUACCUGCGGUGGCAUUGCCCCAGCAGGAACUUCUACGACAAACGCCAAGGCUUCAACGCCCGUUGGUGCGCGUUUUUCUUUCAUCUUCAUUGAAUAUAACUGCCUAGUCUUGAACACAAAGCAGCAUUUUUGAUCGUCAAUGUACCGCAAGCAACCUUGUUUUUCACACGUUAGUAUAGAAAACUUUGAAGAUGCUAUGUCGCGUUGAGAAAAAUGCAAGCCUUCACGAAAUACCAGUCAAGGAAAACGAUUUCAUUCGUUUCACUAAUCCUUUUUGUUUUACUUUCGACUUCAAUGCGAAUCAUUUUUUGGGUUUAAGGUAGCGAAUGUCCACCGAAGGAAUCUGACGAGGCUCACCCUGAGCUGAAGCAAAAUUUCAUCGCGAAGAACUUCAAGACGUUCGGUUUCACAACGAAAAAAGAGAGAGACAAGGACAAGGUAUGUUUUAUUCUUUCAAUCACGGGAGACAAAAACUGAACCAAACAAGAGAGUAAAUUAGUAAACUAUGAAGGAUUUUGCUUUGGCUGAAUACAUCUUGUUACAAAAUUGGGCUGUUUGUUUUGAAUUCUCAUGCUACAUAAGUUGAACUAACAAAUAAUUGAUAAUCUUUGAUUUCUCAGUUAAAAAAAAUUAACCACUCUUAUACACCAAAUCUAUCAUUCAUCUUCACACUUUAAUUCCUAGAAUAUCGAAGAGUUCAAUGCGUCACACAACUUUGAGAAUUGUAUACGAUUUGUUGAACUUUUUUCGAAUAUCUGAAGCUUUCAGCCUUUUUUCAAAGAUUGGUUUUUUUUUUCUGUGAAAGCGCAUACAUCUACAUCGGAGUGUUGCAUGUUUGUGUAUUCAUACGGAUGUUAAACAAUGUUGAUUUCAAAAGAGCGAAAAAAAACUUUUUGGAAUGACUUUCUCAGUAGUGGUAACGUGGUAUCUGUUGGAAAACCGCACUUUUGAAAGAAUGGAGAUGCUUCGCGCGUGCUUUCCUUGCUUCAAGUUGCAGUGAUAAUUUAUCAAUUAAAUUUGUACCCCGAUAAGAGCUCUUUUUUGGCAAAGAUCGGAAUUUAUUUUUGAGAAAUUUCGAUUUUAAUCAGAAUCGAGGAUUUUUUUUGAACAUAUAAAUUCAGUGAAAAACAGAAUUAUUUUUCUCCAAAAGGCGUUGCUGAUUGAAGUCGAUUUGAGUUUUCAUGUCGUUAAGGAUCUGCUAGGCUCGAGAGUUUUCCCUAGCCAAAAUUACUUAUUGAUAACUUUAAAUCAAUUCACAUUCAGAAUUAUUAUCAUUUCUAAAAAGAAUACUGAUAAAAUUGACAUCAACCAUGUGUCAACAGAUAUCUUCUUGUAAAAAUUUAGAUUCUUUUUUUCUCAGUUUUUAAGAAUAAAUGUUUGUUUGCCGCUUUCAGAAUGAUUCUAUUUUUGUUUUUUUUUACAGUGGAAAAAUAUUUGGAUGUAUAUUCAUGGUUCGUUUUUCAUUGAAAAUUCAUUGGCAGAAGUUUGCUCGGAAAUUUGGCGUGUGGUUGAAAAAAAAGCUUGUCAACGUUAAAAGUGGCGCCCUAGAGAAGAAAAGUCUCUUCAGUACAUUGGCUGGACCUCACCCCAGACUUUUGCAAGCGAAAAAAAAAAGUUUAAAAUGUACAAAAAUAGGCCGCACCCCGGGGUGAGAUUCAGCCAACGUAUGCUUUUCUGAAAAGAAUUUUUUUAAAGUUUUAAAAUUGAAACUUGAAAUGAUUGUAAAUAAAAAGGAUCGCUUAAUGCUCGAAAAUGAAGCUAAGGAUGAAGACAUGGGGUUCAUGGGAUUAAUGUAUUGCUCCUGGGACAGCUGAACGUCCUUAACAACAACCUGGGGCCGAUGAUGGAGCGGUCGCGGAGCGAGAAACGAUCUUUCCGGCUGCGACCCAACCGCUUCGGUGACGAUCCGCACUCGGACUCUGCGGCACUGGUCGACUUCACGCGUACUACUUCGCGCAAGAAAAAGGUGCUAUUUCCCCACAACCCACUGCGAUUUUAUCCCUCGAAUGAUUGGUUUGGUGUUGUCUUGUGUUUGAAAAUUACGGAAGUUUUGACCUAUCAAAGAACAUGAAACUUUUCGUCAGUUUCGAAGUGGGCUUUUUCAUAAGAUUUAAACUUAAUUUUGAACUUAAAAAAUGAUUAAUUUAGAAAAGCCUUUUUUCGAAAAGCUCAAUAGUUCAGCUUGAACCAAUCCAUAAAAAAAAACGGGGAGUGUAGUCAAUCUUAUCCAAUUUCAGUCAAUAUUAUCACAUGGAAUAACGUAAGAUAAGAUUAUGUUGGUUAGGGAGCAUAUUUCGAUGUUUCGCCCCCAGGAGCGAACAUGCUUUAAUCUAACUUAUAAGUAACUAAUCUGAAUAAAAUGGAGAUAGGUUAACUCUCAUCGUACAUUAACCGUGCGACACAGUCCAUGAUACUGGGUGCGAAUAUUCCGGAAUUAAUCGUGAAAAAUCACACUUAAAAAAAAAUGAAUGUAAGAUGCAUGAUUUCUUUGUUUCAUGGAGUUUGUUGGUUCUUGUUUGUCUACUUGUUUUGUUUUGUGUUCUGAUAAAUUGCGGUUUCAACUGUUUGUCAUGAACUUCAUCAACUUUUUAAAUGUAUUUUUUAUUUUUGUUCUUGCCUUUGAAACUUUCCUUUUUCUUCAGUCUCCCACUUUUUUAUGACAGAAGUUUUAUAAUUUUUUCCUUUUCUCCAUUUAUUUUUUUCCAACUCUAUCCUGCUUUUUUUUACCUCUGCUUUUGAACCAAUUGACCAAACGUUUUUGUUAGUGCAGUCACAAGUAGCUUUUGUAUUCGGGACGUAGUUUUUUUUUUUUGGGAAAAUAAUUUUCAAAUACUUUUCAGUCUCAGCUGGCCGAUAAUUACCUUGCAUUGCAGGCGGCGCUGACAAAGGAAGAUGAAGAACGAAUUUACGCAGAAUAUCACUAUACGGGAGCCACCACCAACAUACAUCCGUUACUCUCUUCGCUCAUUAAUUACACGCAUCCUGUCAAAUUUUCGGGUUUCGACGUUGCAGAAGGUAGUGCAGUUUCCGAGGUUAUAGGGAAAUGGGCAGAGAAAAAUCGAUGAACUAAUCAAAGAUACCAACUCGGGAAUAGUCCCAGCGGGUGCUGUUCCGAGUGAAAGGGUAAGUUUACAUGGUAUUCGGCGAGUUCCUGGUGAAAAACGUGGGAAAUAGUGGCUGUCAAUAUGGUGGUCGGAGGCUAUUAGGAUGCUCAGAAACUCAUGUUUCCAUUGUGAGGAGCUUACUUUUCAGAAAAGGCCACACAGCGGUUUUUUAUAAUUUUUUAAUCCACUAGCUACCCACUGUCUGUUAUCAUCAUUUAAAAAAAAAUAAAUUUGAAAAAAUUUUGUCUGUUAACCCCCAUAGGCAGAGAAAAACUUUCAAAGAUGUUUAGGAAGAGUCCUGUAGUUGCCUGGACCUUCCUCUCUCACCAAGUUAGCCUGGCGCAGUGACUGGAGGGCCAGUCUCAUGAUUGCCUUUUUUGAGUAGAUUCGAUUCCUUUUGAACGCAGACCUUUUUUGCAUUUUUUUCAAAGAAUACAAAAUUUUAAAACGUCUUAGAAAUGAUGAUAUCUCUAUUCUCUUGUUUCAUUUGGUUCUCGAAAAAUCGAACGAGUAAAUAAAAGUCGUUUUCAAAGAGUGGAAAACUGAGAGAGGAAGGUUCAAGGCACGUACAACUCUCCCCGGACAUUUUUGAGAAGUUUUUUCUCAAAAGUCCAUCGGAUUUAGCAUAUAACUUUUUUUUCAUUAGGUAUUUAAUUAUUUUUAGUUAUGAAAACCACUGGAAAGGCUAGAGGGAAACAUUAAAUAUCGAUGGGUAUUCAAUUAUUUUUAGGCAUUAAUGGGGAUAUGUAUACGUUUGCACAACAAGAGCCGCCUAAGCUCCAAUGAAGAAGAAUUUGCAGCAAAUAACCUUCACUUCCACAUGUCCUCUUUCUCCGAAUCAACCGGUCUCGGUUAUUUGAAACAAUCGGCGCCAGAGUUUGUCAAUUACAACAAGCGACAAUUGAGCCGGAUUUAUCCGAAAGGCGCUAGAGUCGAUUCUAGCAACUUCUUACCUCAGGUCAUCCCUACGGACGCCCGCCUCUUGACUUUGUUUCAUUUCAGAUUUUUUGGAACGCUGGAUGUCAAAUGGUAUCGUUGAAUUUUCAAACUCCUGAUGUCUAUAUGCAACUGAAUAUGGGAAAAUUUGAAUACAACGGCAGUUCUGGGUUAGUAUGUUUUUCUUGUGCAUUUUCUUUAUGUAUAUAUAUAUAUAUAUAUAUAUAUAUGUAUAUAUAUAUAUAUAUAUAUUUUGGCUUGCGAAUUUUGCAUUAUGUUAAUAAUUUAGUUUCCUACUGAAACCGGACUUUCUACGGCGGCCAGACAGGACUUUCGAUCCGUUCUCGGAGUCCCCGGUUGAUGGUGUGAUCGCGGCCCACUGCAGCAUACGAGUGAUUUCCGGGCAAUUUUUGUGCGACCGAAAGAUCGGUACCUACGUCGAGGUGGAGAUGUACGGGCUGCCGACAGACACGAUUCGAAAGGAGCACAAGACGAAGGUCGUGCCGGCCAACGGCCUCAACCCCGUCUACAACGAAGAUCCGUUCGUGUUCCGGAAAGUCGUGUUGCCCGAGCUGGCCGUCCUCCGGUUCGCCGUCUACGAUGAGAACGGCAAGCAGUUGGGCCAGCGCAUCUUGCCGCUGGAUGGACUGCAGGCCGGUUAUCGGCACAUCUCCCUCCGAUCGGACACAAAUCAAAGUUUCAUCCUCACGCCGGUUCUCUUCGUCCAUAUCGUCAUCAAAACUUAUGUCCCCGAUGAACUCAGCGGUGAGCGAGCCUCAGUCCAUCUGAAUUUAUCUUUAUCAUAAUGAAAGUCAAUUUACUUAGUGGUCGGGAGCUCCCUAUAAAUUGGAAUACUCUUUGAUGUAGUUCAUGAAUAAUUUGAAAGUCUAAGGCUGCAAAACUUCCUGUUUUUCGAGAAAACUGGUCCUAUAUUCAAGAAAACUAUCAAAAUUCGCUAAAAUGGUCAUUUUGAGUUUUUGCGCCCUCAUUUCUCGGAAAAUGAGCAGUUUUGCAGGUUGACACUUACAAAAAACGUAAUCUGACUGAAUUUCAGUAAUUUCUGAACCAAAAAAAGAAUCCUUGAAAGAAUAUAGAAUCAGUUUGGUGCGUUGACUUGUAUUCUCUCAAAAUAUCCCAUCGAAAAUCCAUUGAAUGUGGCCACACGCAAGAUGAACCGCGGUAUGACGGCGAGAGUCUGACAUUCGUUCUGUUCCACCGUCAGACUGACGAAACAUCCGAUAAAAAAUAGUUUAAAAAAUUUAGUUGCGCGAUUCAUUGAAAGGCGACAAAAAAAAAAACAUAUCCAUCAAAGAAUUAAAAAAACAAAAAAAUUCUGAAAAAAUGCCAUUUCGAAAAAUGAAGACGCCGAAAAAUUUCGAUGAUUCCGCAAUGUCGCACUGAUGUCGCGCCAGAGGUUUGGUGUAGUGCUGCGAGUCGGGAUCUAGACUUUAUCUUGUCGCUAUAUCGCAAUAGCGGCUCAUCUAGCGUGCCACCUUUUCGUCUUUUCAGCCGUACUGUCAGAUUCAACUAAUACAGUAGAAUGUUCACAGGCCUCGUUGAUGCUUUGGCUGAUCCACGUGCCUAUCUAUCCGAGCAGAAAAAGCGGCAGGAGGCUUUGGCGCACAUGGGUGUCGACGACAGCGAUAUCGUUGAAGUGCCGAGUGCCAACAUGAAAACCACGGCCGCAAGGAGCAUCAAGCCGGCGCCAGGACAAAACGGAUCCUCCGCGGAUCUCCUCUCGUUUGCCUUUCCGAAAAGAAGUAGAGCACAUGGUCUGAUUAACAGGAACAGCUCCGUGCCGCCUUCGGCGAGGAGCGAGCCAAAUGUGCCGACCUCGAGCGCUCGUCUCAAUACCGAUCCGAUUGGAGCAACGGCGAGCGUCGACAAGUUCAAAGUAAGAAACGAAAUGAUCAAUUAUUCAAAUCAGUAACAAGAAAAAUAUUUUUUUCCAGUGCUUCAUAGGCAAGAGAGUUCCUUGCAGCCUAACUUUGAUGGCGUAAUGGAGUUUUAAGUAAGCAAACUAGUAUAUUUUACACGGAUUUGCGAACUUUGUUGGCUGGAAGGGAAAAAUAGAAAGGUUCCCUUUUUGCGAAGUUACGCUGCGUGAAGUUUCUUGUAUAUGGCUUAAUGACUCUGGUUGGAAGAAAAUGCGAAAAAAAGAUUAGAGGUUUUUCUCUCCAAGAAACGUGCUUUCGAAGAAGAAAUUUGAAAUAAAAUUUUAAAAAAAUAAUCUUCUCAUUUAAAAAAAUAUGGAAUUGAAAAAAAGUAAUCGAAAAAAAUAUUUUUUUCUGAAGUCCAGUUAAAAAGAAGCGUUGUUAAAUUCAACCAAUUUUUUUAGCUUCAUUUUAACAGUAAGUAAAUAUGAUCACAAUAGAUAACACGGUCUAGGUUGCUUUAUCACCGACGGAGGAUCUCUUCAGGCUUUACGGCAAUGGGGAUAAAUUAUUGUAGUAUAACGUGGAACAGAAAAGUUUUGGUUAGUUGCCGAACGGCAAUCACAGCAUAUUUAUUACUUCCGCUCGUACAAUCAACUUCUGUGGUUCUGAAUGCGUUUGAAUCAGGCGAUGGCGUCGUCUUUUACACGAACGCUGACAAGGCGGUCACGGCCCGCCAGCUCGAAUUUUUCUCUGAGUGCUGAGCCGCGCGACUCGGACGCCAACCGCAAGCGGAGUGCUGACAGCCGCGUCAAUUUCUCUCCGGCGAACUCGCAGGCCCCUCGGCGCUCCGUUUGCGGCCCCAGUGGUCAGAACGAACGACUCCAGGUCUCUCAGGAAUGCGAACCGUUGUUGACACCUCCCUCCCCCCUCCCCCCUUCCUUCUCCCUCUGGAAUGAAUGCGAUAGCCACCAAUCCAAAGUUUAUUCAAAAUUAGGCCUGGGAUGAUAGUAAAGAACUCCCGGCGUUUUUCGGAGUUGUCUGGCGUAUGACUCUCAGCAUGAAAAAUCAAUCAGGAAAUUAUAUAUCUUAAUCUUUUCUGCUAUGCUGUCGAAAAUAACGGUAAGAAAAUCAGAAACUGUUGAUGACCUUGUAAAGGAAAGAUUUAGCCGCCAGGAAAAACUUUAAUGAGCGUCCGGAUUUCAAUAGUUUUCACAUUAGAUCUAUUAAUAAAAAACGGCAGCUCUUUUUUUCAAAAAUACUUUUCUGUAUGAAAAGCAUGGUUCAUUCAUAAUUUUAAUGAAUUCUCCAGUUAUUUUUCCAAAAAAAUUUUUCAUCACUUUUUUUCAAAUGCGCAAAUGCAAGAUAAAUAUUUUUUUCGAGAAAAAGUUUUUCAAAUUAAUAAAUUCUCUGGUUUUCUAUUCCAAAUAAUUUUAAUUUGCGAAAGUUUUUCUUGCUUUUUUUCUCAUGAAUCGAUCUGAAGGCUUUGAAGAAUUCCUCACAAAAAAAUAAAAAUUUUUAACUUUCUUCACAUCAGUUGGUCUCCAAUUCACUUCAUUCCCCAUAGAACAGUACAAUUUUUUCCUGUUAGUAUUCGAAAAAAAGCUUUUCAUAUUUUUUUAUCAUUGCAUCCAAAACUUUUUAAUUUUUUUUUACUCAUUUUAAACUUUCAGGUUGAUCCGAUCGAUAUUGAUGAUUUGAAACGAGACAAGUCGUUCACAAAACUCUUGAAAAAGUUUCAAAAAGACAUCGAGGAACUCAAAAAGAAGCAACAAAAGCAGCGAGACAGCAUCCAAAAGCAACAGGUUUGCAAUUAGUGGCUUAGAAAAAUCGGAGGAAGGUUUAUAAGUUGUAUUUAAACGAAAGUUCCCUAUGAGCUAACAUGGACUAUAAUUAAUUCUUGUUUAAAGUUUUUCGACGUGCGUGUCAAAAAAGGUUUUUCACUUGCUUGAAAGCGCGAGCCGAAAAGCAGGGAAACGUAAAAGAUUCGCACAACGUGAAUGGUUGUGUAGAAAAAAAUUUUUUAAAGAAAAUUUUUUCAAGGAUCCCAUUGUUUGAAGGGGAAUUCUAACGGUCUUCUUUCCUUGGGUAGUUCUAUCAUAAAAAUAAUAUUGGACAUUCGCCAAAAAGGCGGAUCCGUCCAAUCACUUUUUUGGAAUUCGCCGCGUUUCGGCUCGAGCGUUUGAACAAAAAAGUUUUUCGCUGCGCGCAUCAAAUUAUCUUUGAACGUGGCAUAACUCUCGAAUAUCGAAAACUUCUAAGACUUUUUGGAGCUAACAUGGGUAAAUAAGCCACUUUUUCAAAUUGAGAAUAGCGGAAUUAUCUAGAAAAUUAUCUGAUGAUUUGCAAACUAAAUAAUUUUAGAAUUGAGUAAAUUCAGGUUCAAAGCAGCUUUCAUGACUGAGUUUAGUAAUAUAAGAAUUUUUUUCUUUUUUUAAAAAUUUCAUCACUAAACUGCUUUCGAAGUGACCGGCAUGAAAAUCGAAUGAAAAUAGGUAAAUUCAUCAAAUUCUUAGAGGUCAUUAAAAUUAACAUAAGCUUUUCGUUCCGUCAAAUCAACACCGCCCUUUUUAUAGCCAGAAUUUAACCCCCGCUCUUCUCGUCGGUCCUCGUCCAUUGCUUGGAUUGUAAGUCGCUGAAGAGAGAAAGUACUUGUUGAAAAUAACCUAUUGCUCAACACUUACAGCCUCCACUUAACUGUCAAGACGUUACUCAUACCGACUAAUACCUGGAAAAACACGCUAAUGCUUUUUUUGUCCCGUUCCGUCCGGCUUUUUGUUCUUCCUCCUAUUAAACAGGGAAAAAAGAAACAGUUUUCAAAUGGAUUUUUCAGUCUCUUUGAAAAGCAGUCAAAGUCAGGAAUUUGGUCUGUGCUGCUGAAGUUAUCUAACUAUUGUUUUGUUGUCAUAGAAUUGGGUCUAUCACAGAAAAACCGAGAUUAACCGGAGUUUUUUAAUGAACGCUAGAGAAAAAUUGAAACACCUCUUGUAGAAGGUCUUUCAAAGAUCCCAUUGUUUAUAGGGGAAUUCAAACCGUCUUCUUUCUCUCGGUAGUUCUAUCAUAAACCUGAUGCGAUGCACCGCAAAACAGCCUCGCAUUCGCCAAUUUUAGCAAACGAACGUCGACAAGCUUAUCACCCACAACAGGAGGUCGACGAAAAAGGAGAAAGGCUCUCGAAAGUCUCUGACGGCGUCGGUGAGUGGCGGUGGCAGCGCGGCAACUUCGACGCCUCCGCCCGCCGUCGGCUCCUCUGAUGGCACCUGCACGCCCGUCGCAACGUCCUCUUCCUCGCCGGUUCCUGACCUCAUCAACAACGAUCGCGUUCGUUUCUCGCUCUAUAACCUCUUCCCGGCUGGUCUGGGACACGAAAGCACGCUGAAUGUCUGAACGUCUCCACCAAAAAUAACGCGUUCGAAAGUACUUGGUUUUUUAAAAAUCGUGGAUAUACCUUGUCUUCUUGGCUCAAGCCAGCCGUGAGUUAAUUAGGAUUUCAUCAGUUUCCUCGGGAUGAAGUUCCAAUCUGAUUCUACCCAAUUUAUGGUCGCUUCCCUCUGUUUUCAAUCCCUAUGUUUUCUUUUAUUACGGGACAGAAAAAAUGAGAGGGAUUGGGCAAAUAAAAAAACAUAGGAUAUAUAUAUAUAUAUAUAUAAACCCCAAGUGAGAAAAAAAAAUUCCAGGUUCGCUCACUGGUCAACAGUCAGACGGACGAAUGGUCGGCGAUGAUGCGAAGACACGACAUGGAGGAGUUUGAACUACGAAAAUCCCACAUCAAAGAGCAAUUUGAUUUGUUGAGGUUUUAGUUUGUUCGCCUUCUAUUUUUACCAGAUUUUGAAUAUGUUUGGUCAGAAGCUUAAAAAAAUGUGAUUUUAAGAAAGCUGAUGUCCGAAGCGCAAAAAAAUCAAAUGCAAGCUCUGAAGCUUCGAUUGGAGGCGGAGGGAAAAGAUCUGAAGCAGACUCAAACGAAGAAAAGUAUGGAAGAUGCCAAGGUCAUCCAAAUGGUGAGGCUUUUUCUGGAUUUUUAAAAUACUUUUUCUUUUGAAGGACAAGGGGAUCAAGACGAAAGCUGAGAGAGAUCGUCGGGUCAAAGAACUCAAUGAGAAAAAUUUGAAGAUGUUUGUGGAGGAGCGAAAACGACUGGCUAUCAAGUUGGUUUUAAUAUUCAUUGUUUUGGAUUGAUUUUGCUUAUCAGAACUUUUUUUUGGGUUGCUGAUUUUCUUUGUAUUUUUCUCUCUCUAGGCAUUAGCUUGUUUGACUUUUUCUCUACUCACCGCACUAACUAGAGAUCUUUUUUUAGUCCUCCGUUGAGCUUUCAACAAAACUUUUCUGAAAUGUACUUGAGAGCCUCUUGAACAUACAUGGGAUACUCUCGGUGAGACCUGAAAAAGGAGAUGCGAUUUGGCAAAAAAAAAACAAAAAAAAAGGAGGAGGGGGGCUUGACAAAAACCGUAAAACAAAUUUUCAGGGCGCGCUAGACGGCGCUACUCCGAUCUUAUAUUGAAAAAAAAAAUUCAUUUCUUGGGCUUGGCUGUCGUCAGCUAUGCUCAUCCCAUGUAUGCUCCUGGAUUGAGAACAAAAAAAUUUCUUGCAGUUGGUUUUUGAUUUAUGAAGCUUCAAAGUUUGAGAAAGACGCAAAAUUUGAUAUAAAACGACUAUUUCGAGCUUUUGAAGCGUCUUAACCCGAAAACUAAAUCUAUUGCUAGAAAUCUAUUUCUUUUUCUGGAAUCAGGAGGUCUUGUUCAGCAAAAUUUCAUCGAAAGUACAACGGGGGGCUCAAAACAUUCUUGAGUAGGCUAAAUAUUAAUUUGUGUUCGGUUUUUGAGAAAGACACUUUCCAGGUUUUCCUUAAAGCAUAUAUUGUUUUCGAAACUAUUUUGGCAUUUUGAAGUUUAAAAUCGACGAUUUCAUUGGUUUUUUUGAUUUUUUUCUUUGCAGGGCUCAAAAGCAUGAAGAGCAGCUGGCGAAGCGGCACCUCGAUCAAGUCGAACAGUUGGAUCGGGAAGCUGGUCGAGCUCUCGAGCAAGAAGAAUCCAACUUCCGCGAAGACCUGCUCGCGGCACAGCCCACAUCUGUUGUUUAA